AUGGUUGCGCAGGUGCCUGCGGGCAAGUUCGACAACAGCAAGGGCUGCGGAACGUGCUACGAAGUUUCCUGCACGGGCCGCGCAUGCAAGGGCGGCUCCGUGAAAGUGCGAGCGAUCGGGCAGGCCGGCGAAAACUUCAACCUCGACACUCCCGUGUGGAACAAACUCGUGGGCGGGCAGGGCGGGCAAGUGGAGGUUACGUAUGAUCAGGUGGAUUGCUCUAGCAGCGGCGGAAUGGCGGUAAGACUUAUGCCCGAUGCCGGCCAAUACUACUUCGCGCUUCAGAUUUUCGGAGCGGCGAGGCGCGGACGAGUGGAGAAGGUGGAGAUAUCGAAGGACGGCAGCGACUGGAAGAGCAUGACGAACAACGGGUGGGGCGCGACGUGGGUGCUGAACCCCGCCACGGGCGUCGUGGAUGCGGGGCGCGCGGUGAGCGUGCGCGUGUCGGGCAGCGGGAAGCAGGUGGUGCUGGACGGCGUAAUUCCGAGCAAGUGGCGCGGCGGCGAGAUCUACAAGAGCAGCAAAAACUUCUAG
Closterium sp. Yama58-4 is the source of this 534-nucleotide messenger RNA. The record is from the annotation of a GenBank genome assembly. NCBI's taxonomy places the organism in Eukaryota, Viridiplantae, Streptophyta, Zygnematophyceae, Desmidiales, Closteriaceae.